UAGAAAAGAAGGGAAAUAAGUAACCCCUAUCCCCCAAUUCUCCGUCUCUCUCUCUCUGUGUUAGUUGCUCUCGGCGCCGCUACCGAUCUUGGCACUUCUCACUUUUCACUACCCACCAAGAAUGAAGGCUUCGCUGAAAUUCCGCGAAGAACAGAAGCCCUUAUUAAGGGCCAAAGUGCCACUAAAUAUCUUAGGUAUGCCCUUCCAAUCUGGGAUCGUAGCCGGCGACUCCAAAGAACUAACCCUAAACCUCGGAACCUUCUUCGACUCUGGCCCUUCCAUUAGGCUCUCCUACAGACCCAACGAUUCUCUUAACCCUUUCUCUCUCGUUGUCAAGACUGGAACCGGACCCUUCGGUUCCCCGUUGUCCAGCUCAAUGCUCAUGAGCUGCGAGUUCAACUUGCUACCUAAUCGCCUUACCGGCAACCGGAACAACGUAACUAGCCCUCUUUUCAUGCUUCAUUUCAAACCUCGAUUUGGGGAUUUCUCGUUCAAGAAAUCGCAGUCCUCGAUUUUCGAUAAGAAAGGUUUUGCCGGCGGUGUUGUUGUUGGUGGCGGCGGUGCUGGCUCUGACGACGACGGUUCGAUUGAGGUUGUGGAUUCGCCGGCGAAGGUGGCGGCAGAGAUUGGGGGUUUUGGGGGAUACGGCGGCGGCAAGGUUCCGAUCUUGGGAGGGGGAUCUCAGGCAGCCGGAGCGAUUGCGGGGAUGUUCUCCGGCAUGGAGGUGUCGGCGAGGACGACCCUGCCGGUGAGGGGGCGUGCAGCAUUAAAGUUUCGGUGGGGAGUUAGGGUUCCUGCGGAGAUGAAGGUAGGUGAGGGAAAAACGACAAGUGGAUUUGCGUUUCGGAAUGUGCCGUUUUUGGUGAUGGAUAAGAUUGGAAUUGAGCAUAUGGUUGACGGUGGUGGCGGCCGCGGUGGCAAUUUGAGGGAUGUAAAGGGGAAGGGGAACGGUGAAUUGAGUUUUCCGACGAGUGGGGAUGUGGCGGAGGCGUGUUUGACGGUGAAGAGGCAGCUGGAGGUUCUUCAAGCUGAGAACGGGUUGCUGAGGAACGCUGUGGAGGAUCUCCGGCGAGAAAUUGCAGGCACUGGAGGAGGAGGUUUUGAAUUUGGAAGGAAUGGAAUGAAAGGGAAGAAUACUGAUCCCAGAAAGAGUGAGAAGAAAUCUUCCGAUUUCAAUGGUUUUCCUGGAAAAUCAAAUGAAGCUGAUGCCAGUGCAGAAUUGAAGAAGGCGUUUAUUGGAGCCACUUCACCUUAAAAAAAAAACACUGCCCAAAUAAUUCGGCACUUCUAAGAUGGUGCUGCUAAAUUUUUUGGUGUCUUAAUCAUAUAUUUGGCUAAAAUGUUAUUAGAAUUCCAUGCUAUUUUUGCUAUAGGUUUUUUAAUUUUUUAGUUCCCGGUCUAUUAGAUUGAACUUCUAGUUAUCCCCAAUGUUUUGAUUUUGGUUGAUUAUGUAAUUAGUGAGGCUUUUUGGUGUUUGUAAAUUACUAAAUAAGUAUGAAUUAAGUUCUGUCUUAA
This is a messenger RNA of Arachis stenosperma, 1515 nucleotides long. RefSeq lists its product as uncharacterized. Lineage: Eukaryota; Viridiplantae; Streptophyta; Magnoliopsida; Fabales; Fabaceae. Bases 122 to 1255 code for a protein of 377 amino acids. The record is from RefSeq and is a predicted model, not a curated record. The transcript has a single exon.